UGUAGUAGUUCUUGGUGGGGGCACGCGAGGAAGCGCCUCUUUGCCCCGCUUCCCUUCGGGUCCGCCGUAGGCCGCGCGCAUCCCCGGCCUCUAUUAGGAGCUGCUGCCCCGUGAGGAAGCGCGGUAUCUUUUGUAGAGUCUCUUGUUCGGGCCAGAAGUUGAUGGCCUCCAGUUCCUGGAGUUAGAAACAGCUACACCUAAGAUGGCCAAUCACUUGAAAUUUGUCGCUCGUACAGUGAUGGUGCCCAAUGGCAAUGUGGAGGCUGCCUAUCGAGUCCUCAACAGGGUCCUAACUAUGGACGGGAUCAUUGACAGGGCCAAGCGCCAACGGUAUUAUGAGAAGCCCUGCCGCAAGAGGCAGCGGGAGGCGUAUGAGACGUGCCGGAGGAUCUAUAACACAGAAAUGGCUCGAAAGAUCAACUUCCUCAUGCGGAAGAACCGCUCGGACCCCUGGCUCGGUUGCUGAGCUUGGAAGGCACAUCCGAGCAUAGUAACUGCUGCAAAACCGACCUUUGCGAGAUGAGCUUUUCAUGACUUUUCUGGGCUAAGCUAACUGAAUAAGUGGAAGAGUAAAACACCCCUCCCAUCCACUUCAGUGGGAUCUUUGAAAGACUGGCUCCCCAUUUUUUUCGGUUUGAAAAUUUGUGUUUUUUAAAUAAAAAAAUCAACAUUCUAUAUUGUUUGUCAGCAACAAACUUCACUAGUGUGUUACCCUUCGAUAUCUUGUGUGUUAAGCAAAGUCGCUGGGCAGUCCAUCCCAAGCAGAAACAGUUUUGCUUGGAGGUGUUGACUUGGGUUGUUGGGAGAACUAAUACAUGAGGCAGGCACUUUGUUGCCUACAGUUCUACAUGCUGGUAUGUAUGCUUUCUUGGGCAAGCUUUUUAAAAAAUAAAAAGAGUGUUCUCCCCCGACUUGGAAGUUGACAGACACUCUCAUUGUAACUUUGCUUAUUGACUUUGCUUAUGUCCAGCUUCCAGCCAUUUUAAUGGAUUCCUCUUUCAGAGGCCAAUAAAACAAUCAGGUUUCUAAAGCAA
Zootoca vivipara (common lizard) is the source of this 1034-nucleotide messenger RNA. RefSeq names its product mitochondrial ribosomal protein S21 (gene MRPS21). Gene Ontology annotation, biological process: translation. Lineage: Eukaryota; Metazoa; Chordata; Lepidosauria; Squamata; Lacertidae. Gene Ontology annotation, molecular function: structural constituent of ribosome. The record is from RefSeq and is a predicted model, not a curated record. Gene Ontology annotation, cellular component: ribosome.